This is a messenger RNA of Metarhizium acridum CQMa 102, 3189 nucleotides long. The record is from RefSeq and is a predicted model, not a curated record. Lineage: Eukaryota; Fungi; Ascomycota; Sordariomycetes; Hypocreales; Clavicipitaceae.
AUGGCUCCUUCAUCUUGGAGAGGCUUGGUUUUCGGGGCCGUAUUUUAUCUCCCCUCGCUAGUAGCAGCCUUAGGGAACUCGACGUACCAGGACAUUGAUAUGCUACGGUCUAAAUUGGCUUUGAUGGAUGACCGUCCCGGUGACUGUCCCCCUUGCUUUAACUGUCUUCUUCCAUCUCACGUCUGUGCCCAAUACGCUGGCUGCAACGAGUUCAAUGGAAAGUGCGAUUGCCCAGCAGGCUUCGGUGGUGACGACUGCCUCCAACCUCUUUGCGGCUCUCUAGCAAAAGGUCGAGACCGACAGAUGCGAUCCGGUGAUACCUGCGAGUGCGACGAAGAAACCGGAAAUGACGGCGUCUGCUAUCAGAAUGGAGAGGUCGUGCGCAAUAACCACCAAAUUUGCAAAGUCACCAACAGGAAAAUCACGGAUCUCCUCGGUGAGCAACGACCUGAAGUAACUUUUACUUGCCAGAAAGAUGAAAGGACAUGCGAUUUUCAGUUUUGGGUCGACGCUGUCGAAUCGUUUUAUUGCAAUCUAAGCGAUUGCGAUUCAAAUGCCGAGUUUGGGGAUACUAAGAACACAACAGCCUACAAUUGCGAUAAAAUUCGAUGUAGCUGCAUCCCGGAGCGCAUGCUGUGUGGCAAGGACGGGUCAAUAGAUCUGAGCGAUUUUCUCGACCAGGCAAUCCGCGGCCCUGGAGGUUUUCAAUGCACCCAAAAGAACGGCGGCGCUCACGACUGCGCCUUUGAAGAGCCAGAGAUGGACAAACUGAUCCGCAGCCUCAUUGGUGAUUCUAGCAUCCUGCUUGAUUGCCAGGCUGGAGAAUGUCUGCAUGAGACCCAGGUUCCAGGUUACACAAGACCAGUUAAGCAAAUCAACACACCUCUUAUCGCCGGAGUUAUCGCCAUUUGUGCACUUUUUGUCGUGGCUAUCAUCAUCAUAACAUGGAUGCUGUCGCGGCGGAAGCUGAGAUACGGUGCUAUUCGUCUGGAGGACUCCGAUGACGAAACGACCAAACUCAUGGCUGAGCACAAGCCCGCUACGUUAUAUUUUGAAAACAUCUCUUACCAAAUGAAUGGCAAGUCUAUUCUCAGUGGCAUCCAAGGACUGUGCCACCCCGGUGAGGUAACAGCAAUCAUGGGCGCUUCUGGCGCCGGAAAGACAACAUUCCUGGACAUUCUCGCUCGCAAGAACAAGCGUGGCUUAGUAGAAGGCGACGUCUAUGUGAAUGGCGAGAAGGUUGGCAGCUCGGAAUACAAAAAUGUUGUUGGUUUUGUCGACCAAGAGGAUACCAUGCUCCCUACGCUCACCGUUCAUGAGACAAUUCUGAACAGUGCCCUCUUGCGACUGCCUCGCGAUAUGAGUCACGCGGUGAAAGAGCAGAGAGUCUUCGACGUAGAAAAAGAACUCGGAAUAUACCACAUUCGGGAUUCACUGAUUGGAUCCGAAGAGGGCAAGGGUCGCGGUAUCUCUGGUGGUGAGAAGCGUCGCGUCGGCAUAGCGUGCGAACUGGUCACUAGCCCGUCUAUUCUCUUCCUUGACGAGCCAACGAGCGGUUUAGAUUCUUUCAACGCCUAUAAUGUUAUCGAGUGUCUUGUUACUCUGGCAAAGAGUUAUCAACGCACAGUUAUAUUUACGAUCCAUCAACCACGAUCUAACAUCGUGGCUUUGUUCGAUCGUCUUAUUCUGUUGGCGCGAGGCAAAACAGUCUUUUCCGGCCCUUUUGCACGAUGCCAACCGUAUUUUGACUCUAUAGGCUACGAAUGUCCUCAGGGCUUCAACAUAGCCGAUUAUCUAGUUGACCUUACUAUGCAUGCCGGCCGAAGAGUUUCCAUCGAAGAUGAGACUGUGGCGGUAGAUACGGUUAGUGUCGGGCCCAGCAGCACAAAAGCAGUAAAGUCGAUAGCGAGUAUUUCGGGAAACAGCACGGGAGGAGAUAGUUUUGCAGAACCGUCAGCAUCACCCAGGCCGAGGAACUUCCGCCGGGACUCAAUCCGGCAACGGCAAGAACGCCAGUUAUUCACUCGACGAAAGCAAACUGUUGACACUGCAGCCUCUUCCGAUGCCGGCGGAGAUGAGGCGGGCAAUUAUAAGCUUCAGCUGAAUCCCACAAACGCGCUGCUCUCGCAAACAGGAGAUGACCUACAUGAUCUCCCCCCAGCCGCCGUAUCAGACUCCGAUCUUGAUCUCAUGACACGGGCAUUUUCCCGGUCUCAGAUAGCUCAAACCACUCAUCAGGAAAUUCGUCAGGCAGUGAGAGCUGCGGUUCAAGCUAAUGGGUCGAAUGCCAACAGCCACAGCGAAGAUGGGCCUCGCACUACGCUCAGUGCUAUUGGCCGAGGUUACGCACGUGUGGGAUACUUGGGGCAAUUCAGGAUUCUUUCGCAGAGAACGUGGAAAAACCUUUAUCGGGAUCCGAUGCUCAUGCUUACACAUUAUGCAAUUGCCAUAAUUCUAGCCGUUUUUUCAGGAUACCUCUUCUACGGUCUAACAGAUGAUAUUCCAGGCUUCCAGAAUCGUCUUGGCCUCUUCUUCUUCCUUCUAGCCUUGUUUGGAUUCAGCACUCUCACUAGUUUAAAUGUAUUUUCAACGGAGCGUUUACUGUUUCUGCGUGAGCGAGCAAACGGUUACUACUCUCCCAUCACAUAUUUCACCGCCAAAGUUCUGUUUGACACAAUUCCGCUGAGAAUUGUUCCACCAAUCCUCAUGGGAUCGAUCAUUUAUCCGAUGACUGGGCUAGUACCUGAUUCAUCACAUUUCUUCAGAUUUAUGUUGGUUUUGGUGCUCUUCAAUCUAGCUGCUGCUGCCAUCUGCUUGUUCAUUGGUAUUCUAUGCAAAAAUGGAGGUGUUGCGAACUUGAUUGGAAGUUUAAUUAUGCUUUUCAGCCUUCUGUUCGCUGGAUUUUUGCUCAAUCACGACGCGACACCCCCUGGGGCAUUAUGGCUUCAGUCAGUUUCAAUCUUCCACUACGGGUUUGAGUCACUCAUAGUUAAUGAGGUUAUCGAGCUGACCCUAGUCGACAAGAAAUAUGGACUUGACAUCACCGUGCCUGGUGCUGCUAUUUUGAGUUCAUUCGGCUUCGACAAUAGUGCCUUGUGGUCAGACAUUCGUAAUUUAGGCAUCUUUGCUAUAACCUUUAUAAUCCUGGCAUAUACGGCGAUGCAUUUCCUGCUUGUGGAGAAACGAUAA